CGAGUAGCUUCUCACCCGUCUCUCCCUCUGCCCCUCCGCAAAAUGUCCCUAGCACCAACGCCUUUGAGCAAACCGGUACUGGGCAGGAUGACCUCUUCGGUGAUGUUGUCCCCGUCUACGGCUCGAUGCGAGUACGUUCAGACGAUGACCUAUUCAGCGAGGACUUCACUCCGGUUGCGCAAUCUGUCCUUGAGCAACCGCAGCUAAUGCCAUUCCGCUCUAAAAGAGAAGGUCCAAGAGGCAGAAGAAAUGCGGGUGGAAGAGCGCGAGCCGAAGGAACCUACUCUGUCCGCGGACAGCAUAACGAUGUAGCUGGGUCCGCCGCUGGGCCCGCCAAUGGUAACACGGAAUCAUUGCCUCGAGCAGCGCCACCAGAGAACGCACCUACGGGUCCGCGUAAGGACACUGUCGGAGCUGUGCGCGGUGACAGGCAUGCAACAGGUGGUCUCCGCAAGCCAAAGCUCACCGAAGACGAGCUUGCGGAGAAAAUGGCGCGCAUCACGCUACGCAACGAGGAGCUCAGUGCCGCACAUGCUCGCGCUGAAGCAGAUGCAGCAUCCUUUGCGGAGCGUGAAGCGCAGGCAAAGCACGUUUCAGCGCAGAGGCAGCGUGAGGAGCGUCGAGACAGGCAACAGAUGAUGGGUGAACGGGAGCGGAACCGAAUGCGGAAGCUAAAGGCUAUGGAGGGCAGAGAGUGGGAUGCAGAGAAGCGUGAAGACGACUUCCAACGUGGCGGACGCUUCGACAAAGCAGGUGGCUUUGCUGGAGACACUCAAGACUACAGUGACGGCCGAGAGUACUCGUACCGCGAACCCAGAGGCGGCCAAUCGUCCCGCGCCGGACGAAGAGUUGGCGAUGUGGCAGCAAGAGCUCAGACUGCACCGCAGAAAGAGGACUUUCCCGCGUUAUUGGCAGCACCCAAGACCCCGGCCGUUGCGAAAGAUGCGAGUGCUAGUGCACAAGCAACACUGAGUACAAGCGGAGAUGUAGCAUCGUGGGCGGAUCAGGUCGAGUCGUCGACCACGUAAAUGUGCGUCACCCAACAAGAACACUCAUUGAUACGGUCACCGGUGUGCAUCGAAUCGUCGCUCGCUCUCAAAGCGAUUGAAUUCAUACAGAGAUGAGGACACACGGAAGAUUUCGACGUGGAGGCAGACAAUGUCGUCUCGAUUCCGAAGAAACGGCAAUUGUUGCAGGAUACCAAGCAUGACUCGUGGCGGGGUC
Baudoinia panamericana UAMH 10762 is the source of this 1224-nucleotide messenger RNA. RefSeq lists its product as uncharacterized. Bases 126 to 1028 code for a protein of 300 amino acids. The record is from RefSeq and is a predicted model, not a curated record. The transcript has 2 exons. NCBI's taxonomy places the organism in Eukaryota, Fungi, Ascomycota, Dothideomycetes, Mycosphaerellales, Teratosphaeriaceae.